This is a messenger RNA of Salvia splendens (bonfire salvia), 1422 nucleotides long. RefSeq names its product zinc finger MYM-type protein 1. The record is from RefSeq and is a predicted model, not a curated record. Lineage: Eukaryota; Viridiplantae; Streptophyta; Magnoliopsida; Lamiales; Lamiaceae. Bases 1 to 1422 code for a protein of 473 amino acids. The transcript has a single exon.
AUGAGUUAUCCACCAAACUCAAUAGAAGACAAUCGUAGAGCUUAUUUACUAAGAGGUCCAUGUCAAUCACGCAAGCAUAAUUUCCUUUCUACAAGCAAUGGAAAUCGAAAACGUAAAUUUGUCUCACUUUGGUUUGAUGAAUUUAAGAGCUGGCUGGAGUAUAGUGUUACCAAGGAAGCUGCUUAUUGCUUAUAUUGCUGUCUUUUCUCAAGACUCCAUGGAAAUGGACAAGAUGCCUUUGUAUCUAAGGGAUUUACUGCUUGGGGCAAGAAAGAAAGAUUAAGAGAUCAUGUUGGAAAUCAUACAAGUGAGCAUAAUAGGUGUAGAUUAGCAUGUCAGGAUUUGAUGAACCAACCCCAGCACAUUGAAGUCUCUCUACUAAAGCAGUCAACACAAUCGAAGCUUAAUUAUCGUUGCAGAUUGAAUGCAACGAUUGUUUCACUUCGUUAUCUUAUCAUGCAAGGAAUGCCUUCUCGCGGACAUGAUGAGUCCGAAGAAUCCUUAAAUCAAGGUAAUUUUCUUGAGCUUUUGAAAGUUAUUGCCUCUUGCAGCGAUGAGAUAUCUAGUGUUGUACUAAAAAAUGCUCCUGACAAUCUCAAACUAACAUCACCGAGAAUUCAGAAGGACAUCAUAAAUGCAUUUGCUGUUGAGACAACAAAACUUAUUGUACAAUAUAUGGGAAAUGAUUUUUUCUCCAUAUUAAUCGAUGAGUGUCGAGAUAUAUCAGUCAAAGAGCAAAUGGGUGUUGUGGUGCGAUAUGUGGACAAGAAUGGAUGUGUUAUGGAACGCUUUCUCGGUGUCGUGCAUGUCAGAGACACGGUUGCAACCUCACUUGAGAAGGCACUUGAUUCUUUGUUAUCUAUGUAUGAUUUAAGUGUAUCUAGUUUGAGAGGACAAGGAUAUGAUGGUGCAAGCAACAUGAGAGGUGAAUUCAAUGGAUUGAAAAGUUUGAUACUCAGGAGAAAUCCCAGUGCCUAUUAUGUACAUUGUUUUGCUCACCAGCUUCAACUCACAAUUGUUGCUGUUGCCAAAAAGCAUACAAGUAUCAGAUCUUUUUAUAAUGUUAUCAACCGUUUGUGUAAUGUUGUUGGAGGUUCUUGUAAGCGCAGAGAUAUACUUAGAGAAAAACAGAGAGAGAAUAUUCUAGAAAAGAUUGCAAGUGAUGAAAUUACCACCGGGACAGGAUUGAAUCAAGAGAUGUCAUUAAAGCGGCCUGGAGAUACUCGUUGGAGUUCACAUUAUGGUACUCUUAUCAACUUGAUUCAUUUGUUUUCUUCUAUUGCUGAAGCGGAUGAUGUGUCAGAAAUUAUUAAUCGCUUUGAGUUUAUUUUUGUGUUACAUCUUAUGAAGCAAAUCUUGGGAAUCACACAUGAGCUCUCUCAAGUGCUACAAAAAAGGAUCAAGACAUUGUUAACGCAAUGA